Rotaria socialis is the source of this 3015-nucleotide messenger RNA. The record is from the annotation of a GenBank genome assembly. Lineage: Eukaryota; Metazoa; Rotifera; Eurotatoria; Philodinida; Philodinidae.
AUGACUUCAUUCACACGUCUUGUUUCGUCGAUUAGAUCGGCUUACAACAAUAUCAAUCCGUCCACACUUACCGGUGCAAUUGAUGUUGUUGUUGUCAGGCAAGAAGAUGAUACACUUCGAUGUACUCCAUUUCACGUUCGUUUUGGUAAAUUAGGUGUGCUAAGAAAUCAACAAAAUAAAGUAUAUAUAACUAUCAAUGGUAAUCCUGUCGAGGAUUUAUACAUGGAAUUGGGUGAGGCUGGAGAAGCGUUAUUUGUCGAAGAAGAAACUGAUACCCAAUGCCUUUCGUCAAAUCGUCAUUUGGAAUCAUCUGAUGGUAAUAAAUUUCUUGAUCCGGAUAGUGCCAUUUCAACAGAUUAUCGUUUACAACCAUCAAAUAUUGAUUGUUCCCCUCAAAUCAUCAAUAAACAAUAUGAUGAAGAAGAAGCACAAGAAAAUAAUGAGCCUAUUACAAAAUAUGCUUAUGAACAACCAUCGACGGAUGCCGAUGCAGUAAACUCGAAUACAUCUAUUGUUACUCGUCGUCGUCAAAAACGAUUAACGUUAAAUUGUACUGAACAAACUAAUGAAAAUGAAGAUCAAGAAGUCGAAAAAUUAUAUUUAUCAAAUCAAAAUCGUUCACGCUCGCAUCAGCGUACUUCAACAUCUAUAUCUAUAAAUGAUAAUCUAACAGAUCAUAGAAGUGACGAACAAACGGAUUCAUCCUUGGGAAUCUCUCGUCAACAUAGUGCCAGUGAAAAUGAUUUACUUCUAUUUCAAAUUGAUGAUGAAAAACAAUCGACAUCAUCAACACCAUUUGUCGAUGCGCACAGUCGUAUGAGCAGUAUUGAUAGUCGAAAAAAAUUACUACCCAUUGCUAAUAAAACAGCCAAUGAAAUAGAAAACGAUGAAAGUUAUAGCAGUAGCAUGGAAGAUGAUGACGACGAUGAUGCAAAUUUUAAAAAAAAUACAAGAACUUUAUCAAAUCCAAUACCUAUUGAACAAAAAUUGACCACCAACGAUACGCAAUCAACAGUUACAAGUACCGAUGAAUCCAAUCCUAUCAUUGAUACAAUUUUUUCACAAUCAGCACCAAUAACAACGAAAACAAAUAAUGUUUCAAUUCUAAUAAAUCCAGUUAAUGAUUCAUCUUCGUUUUAUAUAAAUGAAAAUUUUCUACCAACAUCAUCAUUUGAAAAUUCUAUGCCGCUUCGAUCGCCAAGUCCAAAAUCAGACUCUGAAUAUGAAUUAGAUAAAUCAUCUCAGCAAUCAGGAAGAAAUAAUCGAUCAACGUUUGGAUGGCAAUGGAAAUGGGGUGAACUACCGGAACAACGACGAAGUGUUUUUCGAUAUCUCUGGCCUUCAUCAUCAAAACAGAGUACACCGAAAGAAGGAAUUUAUCUGGACGAUAUUACAAAUAAUAAAUGUGAUGAUCGUGCACGUUAUUUACCUAUAAUGGAUUACCCACAAAAUCCGCCAAGAACUCCGAAAGAUGAAGAUCAAGAAUCAGGAACUGGUAAUUCCAUACCAAACUCACCAGUUCGAGAUUCUGAAGCUGCUUUUCUUCUCGGUGAUGUACAGCUUUCACUAUGUGGACAUUUAGACAAUCCAGCAUCGAUAACCGAUGGUUUAUUUAAGGAACGCCUUAUUCCCUAUGAAAAAUUUGCUACGAAUCCAUCGAUUAUCAAUGAUCCAAAUUUAGUUGUACGCAUUGGUGGAAAUUAUCAUAAUUGGAAUGUAGCAUCGGCACUGAUUGCUUCGGCUAGUGUCUAUCAUAAGACAUUACCACUCGAAACAGUCGAGCAACUGCAAGAAAAAAAUACACCACUACCUGUAAAACAUACAAUAAGUGGUAUGAAUCUAUGGCCAUUUUCUAGCAAAGCUUCUAAUCUAAAAGAAGAAAAUCAACAAUCAGCAUCGGCUGAAGCAUUGGCUGUUGUUGUUAAAUCUGAAAUAGUUCCAACAACGUUACAACGACAACAUUCUGUUCACAGUAUGCAUAGAAUUGACAGUGAGCAAGAAGAUCAAGAAGUAACAAAAUUAACCGAAAAAAUGGAAAAUAAACAAGUAACUCCAGUACAUACUGAACCGAAAAAGAAAACAAUGAUUCUCACAUCUGAUCAAUUGAAACGACUUAAUCUUAAACCCGGUAUGAAUCAUGUUGAAUUUAGUGUUACAACAUCGUUACAAGGUACAACAUAUGCUGAAUCAAAUAUAUUUCUAUUUGAUCAUAUGACGAAAUUCGUUAUAUCAGAUAUUGAUGGUACAAUAACAAAAUCAGACGUGUUCGGUCAUAUUUUUCCAUUGUUUGGUAAAGAUUGGUCACAUGAUGGUAUUGCUGAAUUUUUUCAGGCUAUUCAAGAAAACGGUUAUCAAUUCGUUUAUUUAUCUGCUCGUGCUAUUGGACAAAGUCGAGUAACAAGAAAUUUUUUAAGAAAUAUAACUCAAUCUGGCUUUGGACUACCAAUCGGUCCGUUAUUUAUUUCACCAGAUACAUUAGUCACUGCACUUUAUAGAGAAGUCAUUGCAAAACGACCUGAAGAUUUUAAAAUUCAAUGUUUAAAAAAUAUUGCCAGUUUGUUUCCAGAUAAAAAUCCAUUUUAUGCUGGUUUUGGUAAUCGAAUCAAUGAUCAGUAUGCAUAUACUGCUGUCGGCAUACCAGUGACUCGUAUAUUUACGAUUAAUCCUCGCGGUGAAGUUGUUCGACAAGAAAUACCCCAAAUAUUAUCUACUUCAUAUAAAAAUUUACAUGAACUAGUUGAUCAAGUAUUUCCUCCAAUGGAUUCAUUUUCUGCAAGUGAAUCUUAUUCUUCGUUUACAUUUUGGCGUGAAGAAGCAAAAAUAAAUCCAUUUGAAGCUGAAAUGCGUUCACAUUUAGAAGAAAUAAAUGCACGACAAAAAUCCAAAGGCAAAAGCUCAACACAACAACUCACUGGAGUUUCACCAAAAGCAACAUCAACAACUACAGCGACAAAAAAUGGCGAAAAAUUAUCAACAACAACUCAAGCCACCGAAAAUACAGUGAAGAAGGCAUAG